AUGGCGCUAUUAUUUCUGAAGCAGAAGCUCUUCCCGAGCGAAAAGCAAAAACAGGCCCUUCCAUAUGGCAAACCACUACUUUCCAAUGAAGAUACCGAUACCCUGCCGAGCGAACAAGAUCUCGAAGCUCAGCGGUCUUACUCUACCUUCCGCGCCUCAUCUCCCGUUUCCGACACCGACAGCACCGCCGCCAGCACUAGCAGUUCGCGAUCACGUAUCAACCCGCGUAUUGUAUCGGAUGCCAUUCUAGGUUUAUCCGAUGGCUUGACGGUACCUUUCGCGCUGAGCGCUGGUCUCUCGGCGCUGGGUAACACUAAGGUCGUUGUGCUUGGUGGAUUGGCUGAAUUGACGGCGGGUGCCAUCUCCAUGGGCCUGGGAGGAUAUGUCGGUGCGAAGAGUGAAGCUGAAUCGUACGAGACCACCGUUCGUGAGGCAAAAGAACUCAUCGACACAUCGCCAGCCGAAACCAGUUCCAUUGUCCAAUCCAUCUUCGCUUCCUACCGUCUCCCCGAAGAUGUCAUCAACCAGAUUAACAUGUCCCUCCACUCCUCUGAAGACCGCCUCCUCGACUUCCUGGUCAGCUUUCAUCACAAGGAAUCCGAGCCUGACUGCAACCAGGCGUGGAUCUCCGCCAUCACACUCGCCCUUGGCUACUUCGUCGGUGGUUUCAUCCCGCUCAUCCCAUACUUCAUCGUCGACCAGGUGAUAGUGGCAUUGUACAUGAGCAUCGGAGUCAUGGCAAUCACGCUUCUGGCCUUCGGAUACAUCAAGACAUGUGUAGUGCGCGGCUGGUCCGGGCGCGACAACGUCGUCGCAGGCAUCAAGGGAGGAAUACAAAUGUGUUUCGUGGGCGGAGUCGCAGCUGGAGCAGCCAUUGCCUUGGUCCGGUUGAUCGACACCGGCGGAGCGUGA
Molecule: messenger RNA, 912 nt
Organism: Aspergillus niger
Lineage: Eukaryota; Fungi; Ascomycota; Eurotiomycetes; Eurotiales; Aspergillaceae
Exons: 3
Coding region: 1-912 (303 amino acids)
Biological process (GO): intracellular manganese ion homeostasis
Cellular component (GO): fungal-type vacuole membrane
Molecular function (GO): manganese ion transmembrane transporter activity; iron ion transmembrane transporter activity
Source: RefSeq, a predicted model, not a curated record